Messenger RNA from Oppiella nova, 1311 nucleotides. NCBI's taxonomy places the organism in Eukaryota, Metazoa, Arthropoda, Arachnida, Sarcoptiformes, Oppiidae. The record is from the annotation of a GenBank genome assembly.
AUGAAAUCUGUCUGGAGCCCCGGCAGCACAACCAACAGUUCGUCGAGCACUGAGACGACAAUUCCUGCAACAGCUCUACACUUCUCAACCCCAGACCACCAAUCAAUUGGCGAUAGCUAUCAUCACCCCUUAAAACUGACCACUUCCUCGUCUGCUAGUGAAGUGACACCAAAUGAUCAUCAAAUAGAGAACUUGACGGACAUCUACGACCCGAACCAGACGGUGACUCCGGUGCACAAGUAUUGGACUCUUCCCCGAAACAUAGCGACGGCCACUAAAACUCAAUACUUAAUAGAAGACGAGAACGAACUCCAAAAACAAGACACUCGUCAGUCAUCUCAUAUACAACUCCAUCACAAACCACAGACUGAACGGCAUAUACACCGGCAAAUCAUAACAGACCUCCCGCCCCCUUCCAGUGCUAAAUAUCUGUACGAAACAGAUAAUACCAAAUAUUUUACUCUUCCAACCGAAACGGAAACUGUGACCACAACCAGAAAAAUCACAGCUCCGCCUAAAUCGGAAGGCAUAGGACCUGUCACUGAAAGUGGAAUACCUAUUGCACUGAAAUCUGGCGUAAAGGAUGAAUACACGUCCGAUUGGUAUAAGGCUUGGGUCAGGAAAAUGCAUAAAUUCGACAGAACUCACCCUCAAGAGGACGAGGCUUUCAAAAUCAAAGUAAAGCCCACUAAAUAUAAGGGAAGAGACUAUCGGCUCAGUCCCGGACUCCAUGAAGAAGAAAGUAAGCGCCGACACAUAUAUGUGCCAAAAAACAUUGCUGACUACGAACCGGGACAUUCCAGUAUAUCUGAACUUGAAAAACAAAUGUUUUACGACCAUAUAUUCAAUUAUAUCGACUCAAUAUUUGCUGAGGUCUUCUCUACUACCUGUCAGGAACCGAUGCCUCACAGCAACGCUAACAUUAUUCCUCCAAUGCUAUCCCGCGUCCACACGAUUCAGGAAAGUAGAGAUGACAUGGACUUACACCAGCCUUACAGGACAGGUAGCACUCAUCCCCAACCCUAUCACCACCCGAAUUGUGUCUUCAAUACACUGACUACAGGCAGUGGUUAUGAAUCGGAUUCUUCUUAUAUUAUUAAGAAGAAAGACUCGAAGAAAGGUCUGUCGCCGACCUCUCGAGAUGUUUACCUUUCGGUGCAAAGAGGAGAUGAUAUUCCUUUGACAGGACUCCAAAGGCCGGCCCCUCAACCUCGCGCUCACAAACUAGCACUGAGUUCAAGUGCCGUCACUUCCAAAACAUUCCGAAACACUCGUAGUCUUGAGAACAUUGGCUCCAAAGAAAAGAAUUGA